AUGAUUUUACUACUCCUUGCUUUUCUAUAUUCUGCAGCUCCUGUCUCGACAAAAUCGUUGCUUCACUUCUACGGACCCUCGGAUCUGGGUGUAAUCCAUGAUGAUCGACCUACGGUCCCACCACGAUCGCAAGUGAAAACAACCACGAAAACUUCGAUCGAUGAAGUUGUUGCGCUAAAUUUACCUCAAACUUUGAACAAAGACCCUAUAGUAAAGCCUAAGGAUGAGAUCAGUAAAAGUGCCGAGGAAAGGAAGCUACCGAUCUUACGCGCGGAGACGGAAGCGGAAGCGGUAAAACCCGCGGUACAACCGCAAACCAAUUAUGUGUUAAUGGGCUCAACCAAUCAACAGGUGGAGCCGCAGCGGCAAAUUCUGCACGCGGCAGAAGUGCUAGAUGUCGGUGGUCAUUCGGAGCGAGACCGACAACAACCACAAAGCGAUGCUGUACUACGUAACUCACUAACCCAUGUCGAGAUGAUACCGACCGAUGUGGUGCCAGUAGUAAUUACGACAACUGCCACUUCACUACCGACAGCUGACGCUAUGAUAUUACCCACACCUUUGACUACUUCUUACGAAAUGCUGGAUACAAAAGCGCCGAAUCUUUCGAAAGAAGUUGAAGAGAAGAGACAUGAAAUGGAUGUGGACGAGUUACCCAAGGCUAAAAUGUUCAGCGUCAAGGAUGCACUUCCAAAUGUGGCGAAAGAUGAACUUCUUGCACUGGAUAAGGAAGAAAUGGCCAAAGUGGUAGUGACUUCGCCUGAACCUCUAACUACGGUACCUCCACUGGAACAGAAGUCAAAAGAAGACGAGGAGGAUGUGGAAGUUUUACCUGACUUCGACGAGAAAGGAGAUGUGGAAUUGGAAUUUCAUGACGAAUCUGAUGUAAGCACCACCUCUACUACGCCUCCAACAAUUCCGGAAAUUCUAACGUCGCCAGAACUCCCGCAGCCGAGCACGACCGUUACCGCUACUGCACAAGAUCUGUUCGUAGCACCUACUGAUAUCAGCGAAAAGGACUAUCUUAGUGAAGAUGACGUCUACAAUCUUCUUAUGUUCGUCAUAUCUCUCCUACCUGAUGUUGAAGAACAGCCUAGCACUUGGUCGAAAAUCAUUGCUGGUCUGCAGUGUGCCCUGAGAGAUUGCCGUCGAGCAUUCCCAUAUCUUACUACGGUUCCUACGCCUGUUGGAAAUGGAACAUUCAUUAUCAGACGAGCACGAGGUUCAGAGUGCAUAUGCACCAUCGAUAGAUUACAGCUCGAGGAUGAGAAAUUCUGAACAAAUGGAACUUGAUCAGCGGAAUACGUGUUGCAAAACAGGGUAUAUGUAGAAAUGUAGAUGAAGUUGCCAAUGUGAUUCGAUACAUAUGAGGUAUACAUAAAUAUGUUUUUUAGUCGUGCAUUUUCAGUUUCAAUGAGAAAACCUUUAUUAAAUAAAUAUUAUUGAUCG
This is a messenger RNA of Cylicocyclus nassatus, 1449 nucleotides long. The record is from the annotation of a GenBank genome assembly. NCBI's taxonomy places the organism in Eukaryota, Metazoa, Nematoda, Chromadorea, Rhabditida, Strongylidae.